Messenger RNA from Pediculus humanus corporis (human body louse), 1026 nucleotides. Its product is annotated as Esterase FE4 precursor, putative. The transcript has 5 exons. NCBI's taxonomy places the organism in Eukaryota, Metazoa, Arthropoda, Insecta, Psocodea, Pediculidae. Bases 1 to 1026 code for a protein of 341 amino acids. The record is from RefSeq and is a predicted model, not a curated record.
AUGUCUUCCGAAGAAAUCAUCGUUGAAAUUUCUGAUGGAUUUUUACGUGGGAAAAAAUGUAUUUCCGUCCGAAAUAAUUUUCCUUAUUUUAGUUUUCAAGGAAUACCAUAUGCUCAACCUCCAGUCGGUAAUUUAAGAUUUAAGGCGCCAUUACCGGUUAAACCAUGGACGGGAGUAAGAAAUGCUUUGGUCGAAGGUGCAAAUUCUCCAUGUUUUUUCUUAUUGUUUAAUUCGCCAGAAAUAAAAAGGGAUGAGGAUUGUUUGUUUUUAAACGUUUACACACCGGAAAUUCCAUCAGAAACAAAAAAAGAACAACUUCCGGUUAUAUUUUGGAUACACGGUGGAGCUUUUUGUGCAGGAUCAGGUGACUCUGAUUUAUAUGGUCCUGAUUAUUUAGUAACGGAAAAUGUCGUCAUUGUAACGUGUAAUUAUCGUUUAGGACCGUUAGGUUUUUUAAGUCUACAAAGUAAGGAAUAUCCGGGAAACAACGGUUUGAAAGAUAUAAUAUUAGCAUUGAAAUGGUGCAGAACAAACAUUUCAAAAUUUUCUGGUGAUGCUAACAAUGUAACAAUUUGUGGAGAAAGUGCUGGAGGAGCUGCAGUUCAUUAUCUGACAAUGUCCAAACCAGCCUCUGGACUUUUUCAUAAAGCAAUUAUUCAGUCUGGAGUAGCAUCCAAUUGUUGGGCGAUUUCAAAAAAUCCAAGGAAAUCAGCAUUUAAAUUAGGCGAAAUUUUAGGAUUUAAAACCGAAGAUGAUGAUGAUGGCCAACUUUUACUAAACUUUUUAAAAGAUGUCAAAGUUGAAAGUUUAAUAGAGAAAAGCGGUCAAAUAUUAAAAUUAAUUGAGCCUAACGAACAUUUUUUCGAAAAUGCUUUUUGUCCAUGUAUUGAACCGGAAACUGAUGAUGCAGUUUUAACAAUGCAUCCGGAAGAUUUUUACAAAAAUGGAGGAACCAUAAACGUUCCAGUUAUUAUAGGAUCAACCGAUUUAGAAGGACUCAUUUUACUUGUAUUAAAUCGUAAAUAA